AUGUUGGUUUUGAUUAAUAACUUGAGUAAGACAAAAAUGGUAUCUACCAGAUCUAUGACCAAAUCCCGCUUGGUUGCCACGGAGGUUAUUACCGCCAUUUCUUCGGAUACCAAUAAGAUAAUAAGAAAGCGCACUAUCAAAAAAGUUGCAGAACUGUCAACCAAGAAACGCAAAGUUAUUUCCGAGAAGAUUGUACAAAUCAAUGUUGUUCCAACUUCAUCCGGUCCGUCUGAGACCACAAUCAAACGAUUGCAAGAUAAAUACAUUUCCGACUUCGUCACUGCUGCUAAGCAUGUACUUACUGUUGAUCCAACUUUAGAGCCUUACAUCCUCAACGCCAACCUCCCCUCAUUCUCCAAAUCUGAAGCUGAACCUUUCCAAGCUGCUGUUUCAGAAUAUAAGAAGGACAAAAUUGAUGGGAGAAAAGAAUUGUUACAAUACUUUUUUCUGGCUCUUUGUCGCGGGUUGAUUGGGCAACAGGUUUCCGGUGCUGCUGCCAGAUCUAUCAAAAUUAAAAUUCAAAAACUUUACAAAGGGGAAGGUACCGAAUUCCCUCCUCCAAAGUUCUUUGUGGAAGCUGCCCCAGAGGAUCUAAGGGGAGCGGGUCUUAGUCUCAGAAAAGUGGAGUAUAUGAAGGGCACGGCUGAGGCCUUCAUCAAGAAUGAUACUGAAGAGUUUGUUGAUUUUAUGCUCAAUGGUGAUAAUCAAGCAAUUAUUGACAGACUUGUAGAGCUCAAAGGUAUUGGUGAGUGGUCAGCCCAAAUGUUUUUGAUAUUUGGAAUGAAGAAAUUGGAUAUUUUUGCCCCAGGGGAUUUGGGGAUUGCCAAAGGCGCUUCUUUGUACCUCAAGGACAGAGAAGAUCUAUUCGCCAAACUCAAGUCCACCGUAGAAAUUGAUCCCAAAUAUCCUUGCAAAUGGACAAAAACCAAGUCUAAACCAAAGAGAACUUGGAUUCCUAUUCAUGAACAGUACAUGAUUGCCGCUGCCGGUCAAUUUGAGCCAUAUCGGCUGGUUUUUUCUUUGUUGAUGUGGCAAGUGGCGCUGACGAAUCUCGAUGUCCUCAAGGAAUGA
Saccharomycopsis crataegensis is the source of this 1071-nucleotide messenger RNA. RefSeq names its product DNA-3-methyladenine glycosylase II (gene MAG1). The transcript has a single exon. Gene Ontology annotation, cellular component: nucleus; protein-DNA complex. Gene Ontology annotation, molecular function: alkylated DNA binding; DNA-7-methylguanine glycosylase activity; DNA-3-methyladenine glycosylase activity. Gene Ontology annotation, biological process: DNA alkylation repair; base-excision repair; base-excision repair, AP site formation. The coding region runs from base 1 to 1071 and encodes 356 amino acids. The record is from RefSeq and is a predicted model, not a curated record. NCBI's taxonomy places the organism in Eukaryota, Fungi, Ascomycota, Saccharomycetes, Ascoideales, Saccharomycopsidaceae.